Molecule: messenger RNA, 1317 nt
Organism: Debaryomyces fabryi
Lineage: Eukaryota; Fungi; Ascomycota; Pichiomycetes; Serinales; Debaryomycetaceae
Exons: 1
Coding region: 1-1317 (438 amino acids)
Biological process (GO): endocytosis; actin cortical patch localization; actin filament organization
Cellular component (GO): actin cortical patch
Molecular function (GO): phosphatidylinositol binding; ubiquitin binding
Source: RefSeq, a predicted model, not a curated record
AUGCCAGUUUUCGGAGAACGUAAUAUUACGUCGAUUACUGUUAAAAUUAAUCAAUUGUCAACCCCACAGGAGGAUGAUAUUGAUAAGCCAAUUGAACUUUAUUUAUCAGAUUUGAUACAUUUAAUUCAGGUACAGCCUCAUACGGGGGCAUCUGAAGCUGCAAGAGCCAUCAGGAAAAAGAUAAAAUAUGGAGAAUCUGUUAAAGUACAGUUGAAGGCUCUCAGUGUACUUGAGUUGUUGGUUUUAAACUCAGGACCGAAAAUCGGGCCAGUGAUAGCUAGAGAUGAUAAGCUACAUGAUGUAUUGAAAGGUAUAAUAAAUGGUCAUGGAAAGACGGGUGCAGGUGCAAGCUAUCAUGUUGAUGUCCAGCGUAAAGUUAGGGGAUUAGCUAGAGGAUGGAAAUCAGAAUUAGCAGAUAUGAGUGACUAUAAGCCAUUGGCCACAUUAUGGAAAGCUAUUCCUGGUGCAAGAAAUAGUAGAACUCAUUCUAGAAAGACGAGUGAAAACAUUUUUGAAUCUGAACUUGAUGACCAGCCGAAAUCACCAACGCCUGUCAGCCAGAAGAAGAUUCCACCUCCUCGUCCAGCCAAAGCGUCUACAUACUCUGCAAACUCUGAGGAACCUAGAAAAACAAAAGGCAAGAAGAAGAGAAGAAGAAGAACUCGUGGAGGUGUUCGUUAUGCUGAUGAGGAAUAUCAAAUUCCUCAAAUCAACUAUAAAGUUGAGGCUCCUAGAAUCAGAACUGUCAUUGCAGAAUGUCAUACGCAUACAACGACUUUGAAUAAUCUUUUAAUGACAUUCCCAUCUGAAAUGUCACCAUUGGAUGAUGAGAAAUGCUCUAGCGAGUUUGACAAGUGUCGCUCUAUAAGAAGAAAAGUGUUGAGAUACUUGCAAUACGUGGGUGCAGGAGACGGAACAACAAAAAGUGAACAGGUCCUAGCUAUGGAUGAAGAGUUCUUAGGAAGCUUAAUUGUUGCUAAUGAACAAUUAGUGCAUACCUUCAAGAAUUUCGACAAAGCUUGUGGAUAUACCGAGGAAAAUCCAGCACCAGACUAUGAUGAUGACGAUGUCGGUAGUGAAGGAUAUGAGAGCUAUUAUACUGAUGAAUCGUCUGAUUCAGAUACUGAGAAUGUCGCAGACGAGUUGUCUAAUGUUAAUUUGGCUGGGGAGGGUUCCUCAAGCGCAUUGCAAGGUAAAAAGUCUCCCCCUCCAAUACCUAAAUCAAAACCAGCCGGUUAUACUAACAGAAGCCUUAGCAAAAUUAAAACCAAUGCAAGCGUUUCUAGUGAUCCCUUUGGUGAUAAAAACGAAGUAUGA